AGACUCGUGCAGUGUUCGAACCGCUACGAUUCUGCGAACCCGCAGUCGCGGAGCCGUAGCGUGAUCAUCAUGGCUCAAAUGUCACCGAGUGUCAAUUGUAGCCUGGAUGACAUAGACUUGGGAGCUCUUCGGGAUCCUGCGGGCAUUUUCGAGCUCAUCGAGGUAGUCGGCAAUGGAACGUAUGGGCAAGUCUACAAAGGCCGUCAUACGAAAACCGGACAGCUCGCUGCCAUCAAAGUUAUGGACGUCACGGAAGAUGAAGAAGAGGAAAUAAAGCUUGAGAUAAACGUUCUGAAGAAGUUCUCGCAUCAUCGAAAUAUUGCCACGUAUUACGGAGCUUUUAUACGAAAAAGUCCACCCGGUAAAGAUGAUCAGCUCUGGCUUGUGAUGGAGUACUGCGGUGCCGGUUCGAUCACGGACUUGGUUAAAUCGACAAAGGGCCAGUUUUUGAAAGAAGAAUGGAUUGCAUAUGUGUGUAGAGAGAUUCUACGCGGGCUAGCUCAUUUACAUGCAAACAAAGUGAUUCAUCGCGAUAUCAAAGGCCAAAAUGUUCUACUGACAGAUAACGCAGAGGUUAAACUUGUGGAUUUCGGUGUGAGUGCGCAAUUGGACCGAACUAUCGGGCGGCGGAAUACUUUCAUUGGCACACCUUACUGGAUGGCACCUGAAGUGAUUGCGUGUGACGAGAACCCAGACGCGACGUAUGACAAUCGCAGUGAUUUGUGGUCGUUGGGCAUCACGGCUCUGGAAAUGGCCGAAGCUCAGCCACCACUGUGUGACAUGCAUCCCAUGAGAGCUCUGUUCCUCAUUCCAAGGAAUCCUCCUCCGCGUUUGAAAAAUCCAAAGAAGUGGUCCAAAAAGUUUCACAGCUUCGUGGACACGGUGUUGGUGAAAAACUAUCACGAGCGGCCGUACACGGACGCUUUGCUUAAGCACCCGUUUCUCCGGGACCAGCCGCCAGAGAAGCAGAUUCGAAUUCAGCUGAAGGACCACAUUGACCGAGUUCGUCGCCACAAGAACAAAGACCGGGACGACUAUCCGUAUUCCUGUUCAGAUAACGAAGACGACGAGAAUGCUGUUGCUGGUGGGCCGUCGUCCAUGGUACCGUCGCCGCCGGUGGUGCCUGCUGCCGCCGUGGUGCCUCCUGUAGCAGCUGCGGCGGCUGUUUCCGUCGCGGCGGCUCUCCCGACGUCGGCUUCGCCGGCUGGUGACACACUGAAGAGGAAUUUCCAUCAGAUCCAGGAUCGAAGGAAAGAUGAAGCGACUCCAAGGACGCCCAUGCAGCCGAACCUUCUGAUUCAAAGCCGCCCAUUGCCCGAGCCGCCGCAGCGUCCAUUGCCUCCUCCACCUGGCGCGGAAAUGCGUGACCAUCAUCGCAGACAAGAACGAGCGCCGGUAGAAAGCAAGGACCAACAUCGAUUGUCAAGAAACUCUCAAGUCUUCCAUCCAGCAGCUGCACAAGCAAGAGAAGGUGGAAGCAGAAGACCAGAGGAAUUGGACGUUCUUGCCGCGCAGCUGAAUGAGCUGGGUGCAGGUGGCGAUAACCGUGCCGUGGCUCGGGGCUACGUCGGCGACGCUGACGUGGACGAUGAGGAUGAAGACGACGACGACGCGGACGACGACGACGAACAGCAGCAACAACAGCCGCCUCGCCGUCACGGCGGUGUUCCGCCUCCACUCCAAGAACAACAGAUGGCGAAUAAAAGCCGCCUUUCCGCGUCGUCUCAACCGGGUCUCGGCGGUGGCCGGCGUUCCGGCACCAACGACGGCACCUUGUUGGCGUCCGAGCCGCCUAAACCGCUGCCGCCGGAGGGAUUGUCGGCGGCGCUGUUUGAAGGUGGCGCCGGUAUUGCAGCGCCGAAUCGUCCGUUGCCGCCGACGCCGGAUGAAGAUCCAGCUGCUCCGGGUUCGACGCUCAUGUUGCGAAGGGUAAGUGACGAUGAGGAUGAUGUUGAUGAAAGAAAGUCUGUCGAUUGCGCAAAAGCGUCGUCGCGAUUUGUUGGGGAUUACGACAACGUUGCUGUUGAUCAGCGAUCGUCUGAGAAGCAGCUGCUUGAGGAAGAGUUUGUGGAAAAACUGCGGGAAGUUGCGGAUCGACGCAGGAACUUUGUCAAGAUGUUCCUGGGGGAAAGGGAAGAAAAUUCGCAUUUUGAAAAGCAAGUCAUUGAAGAACCGACGAAUUUUGCGAGACCUGUCCCCACUGUCAGCUGCCAAACUAUUGUUGAAGGGAAAGGAAGCGACUCGAGAGCACAAUCGAAUGAAGAAGAAAAACGAACUGUUCCCGUUAUCAAGACCGUUGUGGACAUGCCUGUUGGGAAAUUCAAACCCGAUUCGUCGAGUAUUCACAUAUCCUCGGAAGAACUCGAAAAUUCGAAAAGGAUUAUCGAUAAAUUCAAAGCGCGAAGCUGUUCCAAGGAAGUCAAUGAAAAGCUUAAAUUUGCGAAUGGUAAAAGUUUCGCCGAAAAUCCAAUUUCGCACUGUAGGAGUUGCGAGUUUUCCGGGUCCCCUGCGAAAAUGGUUCCUUUUCGAGAAGGAAAUGACGAAGGUAAAAUGUCGCGUGAAGAAAAUGUGUUGCCCCCACAAAACCCCGUGGGACGACCAAUGACGGAAUCUGCGGACGAACUCGAAAACAUUCGACGAAACGAAGAAGCAAAGAAGCUUUUACGCGAGAACGAAAAGGAAUGCCAUCAGAAGCAGCGUUUAACAAAGCAGAGCUCUUGUUGUGACUCUUCGCCGUCGAUCCCUUUGUUCCUCGGUCCGCAACACUUUCCUCGAUGGCAGUCGACGAACACUGCGAGCAUUGAUCUUGAUGACGACGACUUGGACAUUGUGCUGAAUACGAGACGGAAACCGAGGAGUUCCUCUGCUAGUAAUGCGAGACUCAGCAAGUCUGAAUCGACUGGCAGUUUUCUGCAGCGUCUCCAAGUCCCUCAAGGCGGAGACAGACCCACGACCGUUUUGCCAGAUUUGCUUCCGCAAGGAUCCAGCAGCAACCGUGUCGAACGUUCGUUGGUUGAUGAGAAGCAGAAGUCGUUCCUCACAUUUGGAUUUGGUGCGGGAGCUUCGAAUGGGUCGACGGUGUUGAUGGGCAACACCGAUUCGCCGAGUCGUCGAGAGUCUCAUGUGAGUGUGAACGUGACGCCAACUUCUGUCCACGAGAAUCUGACCGAUACCCCGGAAAUCCGGAAAUACAAGAAGCGGUUCAACUCGGAAAUUCUUUGCGCAUCGCUUUGGGGGGUGAACCUGUUGAUUGGAACGGAAAGUGGUCUAAUGUUGCUGGACCGCAGUGGUCAGGGUAAAGUUUACCAGCUCAUUAGCCGAAGACGGUUUCAGCAGAUGGAAGUGCUGGAAGGACAAAAUAUCCUGGUCACCAUCUCUGGCAAGAAAAACCGUGUUCGUGUCUACUAUUUGUCAUGGCUCAAAGCCAAGAUUCUGCGCAUUGACCAACAACAGGUUGAGCGUCGAAAUGGUUGGAUAAAUGUGGGAGAUUUGAACGGCGCGGUGCACUUCAAGAUUGUGCGCUAUGAGCGGAUCAAAUUCCUGGUGAUUGCCUUGAGAGACAGCAUCGAAAUCUACGCUUGGGCCCCGAGGCCUUACCACAAGUUUAUGGCGUUCAAGAGCUUUGGGGACUUGGUUCACAAACCGCUGUUGGUACACCUCACCGUUGAAGAAGGGUCGCGUUUGAAGGUUAUCUACGGAUCAGCGGAAGGAUUUCACGGAGUAGACUUGGACUCGGCGGCAGUGUACGACGUGUAUACACCGAAAAACGUGCAAGCCGCCAUGGUACCGCAUUGUAUCGUGGUUUUGCCGAAUUCGUCGGGUAAACAGUUGUUGCUGUGUUAUGACAACGAAGGAAUCUACGUGAACACGAUGGGGAAGCCGUUGAAAAACGUGACGUUGCAGUGGGGCGAGUUGCCCACUUCGGUGGCCUACAUUGGAACGGGCCAGAUCAUGGGCUGGGGCAACAAGGCCAUCGAGAUCCGGGCAGUCGACACCGGAAGUCUGGACGGCGUUUUCAUGCACAAGAAGGCCCAGCGCCUCAAAUUCCUCUGCGAGCGAAACGAUAAGGUCUUCUUUUCCUCAGCCAAAGGAGGCUCAUCGAGUCAAAUCUACUUCAUGACUUUAAACAAGCCUGGAAUGACCAAUUGGGAAUUGGUCGGGAACUGUGGCGUAUUUCGAGUAAAUGUAUUCGAAACCCGUAAUAAAAUUAAGGUGAUGAGUGACGUUGUUCCGCCGGUUCCGCCAUAUGACCCGGAAACGGGAAUGAUAAUCGUGCCUCCGCCGCCAUUGCCGCCGGUCGGCGCCGCGAAAGACGUGAAUAGUGGCAACGUUUCAGCGCUGCCUGGUGUAGAAGUUCCCGUCGUACAUGACAAAGGAGGAGGAGAAGAUGACGACGACGAUGAUGAUGCGGAGAUUCUGCUUCUCCGAGAAGCCGCAUUGAGAUCAAUGCAAGCGCGAGAACGGGAGAAACGGGAAGCCAGAGAAAGAGAACAAGCCCGUGCGACGAACAGACGAUCGCGACGAAAUAGUCGAGACUACGAUAGUUCGUCGGAUAGUGAGUACGAGUCUUACACGUCGUACGAGACGGACUCGGAUGUACCUGAACCUGCGACCGUCGAACCAGUGGAUAAAAGCAAGCCUGCGGGAGACGUUGGUGAGAGUGGGGAAAACGCGGAGACGGCCGUUGCGGCACCUGGGACGUCGGAUGCGAUUCCAGCCGUCGAAGCCACGGAAGAGGAAGAAGACAAAGGCCUGAUGGACGACGACUUCGGCGCAUUCUUGAAAGAAUUCGAGGAAGAGUUGCAAGCUGAAGGCGAAUCCGUGGUGGAGGAUCCUUCGAAAGUGAGCAGUAAGAAGCCGGUUUCGUCGAGAAGCGGUGUUCAGCGGGACGAGAAACGAAAGCGUGCUGUUAGGCGUCGAAGGAAAGUGGAGAAACGGAGGCCGCCGUCGGGGAAGGACGAAGAAGGUGGUUCGUUGCGACGACGGCGUCCCGGAGACCCGCAUCAUCAUGAUUAUCGGAGGCGUCCUGCGUCUCCGGGUGGGAAGCGCAGGCGGCAUCGGAGUCGGUCCAGGUCGCUACCGAGAGAUGUCGCUGGUGGAGCAGUUGGUGUUGCCGCAUUGGCAGGAUUCGAUGACGGCAGCGACGAUGAAAAUGGUCGAAGAGAGCGCGACUGGCGACGGCAUGCGGAACGAGAAAACUUAGCCCCUCCUCCUUCUUUGAAUAACUUGAGCAACUCCCUACCUAUGGAUAAUUUCCCACCAAGAAAAAGGGGUCGAGACGGACCCGGCAGAGGUGAAGGCAAUAGACGGCGGCCAUCCCCACCGGGACCAAGAAGACCGUCUCCCAAUCAGCGACGUUCCCCGCCGUCUCAGGCCCAGUCUCACAAUUCACCAUCCCGUCGCGGUGAGAAGCUGCAAGAGCCCCGACGAUCCCCGCCACCCCGAAAGCGGGAAAAGGCUAAUAAAGCCGAAGAUGAGGAGCAGAAGUAUUUGGAGCGAUUAGCCAAAAUGUCGCCGACGGAACGAGCGGUGCUUGAAGCGCGUCGCUUGAAGUUUGCUUCGGCGGCGGUCAAGAAACCCGAGCCCGGAACGAAAAUAAAGUUGCCGAUCGCUACUAGUUUAAGUAGUAGCAAUAAACCUUCUGAAAGGAACGAAAAAGUUCCGGAGGAUGACGAGUGUAAACAAGGUCCUGCUGUCAAUGCCCUUGUUCCUGGUGGGAAGAGGAAGGAAAAGGCGGAGAAGAGGAAAGCUUUGGAUCUCCGUCAGAGGCUCGCAGAGAAGAAGAAGCAACGGAAUUCACCGGAAGAAGUUCUAGAAGAUGCAGAAGAAGUUCCUGUUGUACCUUUAAUCGCCGCAGUUUCUCGGCAUUUCGUGUCUGCUGAUGAAGAUGAAUCUGAGCCGGUGUUGAGUGAUUAUGAAGACGAGAAUGAAGAUGUAAUCGAUGAAAGACGUGCCUGGCUUCUCCGAACCCAUGAAAACCUAGUUGAAGAAUCGCGGGAGGAGGAAGACGAAGAGCUUUUUGUUGGAUCGGAAAAUGAUGAAGCGAUUGAGGAUGAUCCGGAGGAAGAAGUGUUCCCAACGAAAAGUGCGAAGAGAGGAGGAAGAGGAAAAGCCAAAGAAUCGAGGCGAGUGGUUUUCAUGACGAGGUCGGAGGCUGAAAAAGUGAGCCCUAAACCAGCCAAACAAGUAUCGGGUAAAUUGGUAGAUUUCCAGAGAAGACUCGGGCUGCCAGUGAAAGCGGAUGAUGAAGGAAUAAGCCGACGAGUGACAGCUAGGAAGAAUCGAGUUACAGCUGAAGAACCUAGGAUAGGCGAACGAAGCGUCGUCAAAACGGGAAGCCGACGGCGGUUCGAGUACGCUAUCGAAAUUGAAGAAGAGAAGACAGUGCUUGACCUCAAAGAAAAAAUUGCGGCGGAAACGAACGUUCUCCCGGAAAGACAGAAGCUGUUGAACGUGAAGCACCAUGGAAAGCCUCCUCUCGAUGACAUUACUUUGUCAGCUAUUGGCUUUAAACCUGGAUUCAAGAUAAUGAUGAUGGGUUCUCGUGAGGACUGUAUUCAGUUGGCUGCAGCUAUUCCGGAAAAUCUUCCGGAGGUUAGCAAUGAUUUCGAUAUUCCUGAUGAAGCGGACGUGGAGAUCAAAGAUAGGAAAGUUUUCCUCGAGAAAGUGGCUCGGCGCGUUAGGGAAUACCAAGUGAAGCUGCUGAAUGAACCAAGACCAGGAAAGAAGUUGCUCGUACUCGACAUCGAUUACACCUUGUUCGACCAUCGUUCUUCUGGGGAGACAGGAUCAGAACUUAUGCGUCCAUAUCUGCACGAAUUUCUGACGGAUUGUUACCUGGUUUAUGACAUCGUUAUUUGGUCCGCAACAAGUAUGAAAUGGAUCGAAGAAAAAAUGAAACUCUUGCGAGUAGUUUCAAAUCCUAACUACAAAAUUCUUGCCUACAUGGAUGACUUGGCGAUGAUAACCGUACUGACUGACAAGUACGGCGUCGUCGAUGUGAAACCCUUGGGCGUAAUUUGGGGAAAAUACUCCCAAUAUGGCCCCCACAAUACAGUCAUGCUGGACGAUUGUCGCCACAACUUCUUGAUGAACCCCACGAGUGGAUUGAAAAUCAAAGCAUUCCGUGAUGCACAUUUCAACCGGUCGACUGACAAGGAGUUGUUGUACUUGGCAAAGUAUUUGACUCUCAUUGCUGAAUUGGAUUCAUUCGAGACUUUGGAUCACACCCGCUGGCGGGAUUUUCUCCGCAAUGCAAAAACAGGAAAAAAGCGACUAAAAAUGUCGGGAGCAGGAGUUGGGGACUCCAACAACACGGAUGAAACAAAUUGA
Notodromas monacha is the source of this 7332-nucleotide messenger RNA. The record is from the annotation of a GenBank genome assembly. NCBI's taxonomy places the organism in Eukaryota, Metazoa, Arthropoda, Ostracoda, Podocopida, Cyprididae.